UUGAAAUGUUAUGUCACGAAUCUGCUUACAAAAUUUUAAUUUACGAAAGAAUUUCUUUACAUUAAUUUACAUUUUAAUAGAGAUAAAUAUUUAAUUUAAAUGAAUGAAAAUAAGACUAUUACAGAUAAAGAUGUUUUGGACGCAAUAAAAAAUGUUUUACGCAAAAGCGGAGAUUUGAGUAAAAUACAAGCAGAGAUGAGAGCCAAAGUUACAGAAAUACUCCAAGAUAGGCAAUUCACAAACCAUCCUGGUUGUCGUAACUUCUGCCCGCCGCCGCCUUCGUCCGAAGUUUUACUCAUUAAUGACUUAAUAAAGGAGUAUUUAGAAUGGAACGGCUACCUUUAUACAUCGACCGUACUCACAUCAGAGGCAGCGUUACCUAAAGAGAAGCGAACCAGAGCAGAGCUAUGCGCAGAAGUUGGUGUAAAAGAUGACGAGAAAUCGUCUUCGUUACCUCUUUUAACAAAUAUUGUGGCAGCGUACACGGAAAGAAUAAAACGCAAGAUUAGCAAGAUAAAAAAGGAUUGUUCAUGAUUUGGAAUUAUAUUAAAAAAAACCUUAGCUUAA
Messenger RNA from Papilio polytes (common Mormon), 567 nucleotides. Its product is annotated as lisH domain-containing protein FOPNL-like. The transcript is spliced from 2 exons. Gene Ontology annotation, biological process: microtubule anchoring; cilium assembly. NCBI's taxonomy places the organism in Eukaryota, Metazoa, Arthropoda, Insecta, Lepidoptera, Papilionidae. Gene Ontology annotation, molecular function: protein binding. The coding region runs from base 100 to 534 and encodes 144 amino acids. Gene Ontology annotation, cellular component: motile cilium; ciliary basal body; centrosome. The record is from RefSeq and is a predicted model, not a curated record.